Hyalella azteca is the source of this 8080-nucleotide messenger RNA. RefSeq lists its product as uncharacterized. Bases 378 to 4379 code for a protein of 1333 amino acids. The record is from RefSeq and is a predicted model, not a curated record. Gene Ontology annotation, biological process: regulation of transcription by RNA polymerase II. The transcript has 5 exons. NCBI's taxonomy places the organism in Eukaryota, Metazoa, Arthropoda, Malacostraca, Amphipoda, Hyalellidae. Gene Ontology annotation, molecular function: DNA binding. Gene Ontology annotation, cellular component: nucleus.
CAUACGUACCUGCGGCCGCAGAUCAUACUGGUGUCGGUAAUCUUCACCCUUCUCACAGAUACCAAACUCCUAUUGUAUCCAAAUUCCAGACGCAAAAAUGUUAUAACGCUGAAAAUGAUACCCCAGUAAAUUCUGCUGAUUUCAGUUUAAAUUCAAUUGCAAAAACUUCCACACGGCAUCCUACUCUGAACUUUGAGGGCGGCGUAGAAUAUGUUUGUCAACCCCACAUCAGUGGCCUAAGUCAACCAUUACUACUACAACCUCAUAUCAGUGGCACAAGUCAACCAUUACUUCCACAAACUCAUAGGACCUCUUCUUCUCCGCAAGAGCAGAUUUCAGGCGAAUUUGCUUAUCCUGUGACGACAUCAAGUGUCAGAAUGCCUCCUACUGCAGCAAUGCAAGUUUCUAAAGAUCCUUCUUUGGGACCAUCAUCGUCACCUCCAAAUUCUGUCGGUUCAAGUGUACUUGCCGACGAUAAAAUGGCGAUGGUUGAUGUAAACAGCUUUUCCGCAAACGACUCUCAAUCAGCAGCAUCUUUAGCUGCAAACAUCUCGGCAAGUGCGACUACUACCACAACCCGGGCAUCUCCUUCUCUGGACGCGGUUGCCGGUCACAGUAGUUCAAAGGGUAAUCACACCCCAAGCUCCUCUACUCAUGGUACAUCAACAGAAACUUUUGUGAAAGACUCAAGUGUUCUGGAGUCAAACUCAUCGACAAGAAGAAGCUACGAAGAAAUGUGUUCAUCGCUCAAGCAGAUUUGGAACGUCACGAAUGCCUGCUCAGCUUGCAGCAGCCAUUUGCAAACGGUGGCAUCUUCAUCAGCACCGCACGCAACUUUAGCUACCUUUGGUACAAGCAGGAGCUCAGCAUCGGAGGUUGGAUACAAUGACGCAAGAAGCUUCCAGUACUCUUCUCAAGCUUCUUUGGAAGCAUGCAACAACAACGCGGGGACAAUAAUAAACCAUUUAAUUAAAGUUUCUGAACCUGAGAACCUCGGUGAAAAGCAUGUCGCCAACAAAUUGUCGUGCGACGUUCAGUCGACAGAAGCUCCACAAGAGCGUCUCUCGAGCUCAGCUAAGGAAGAGGGAGUCUGUGAUGGCAAAAAUGAUUACGACGUGAAUGAUAUCAUCGAUGUAGUGUCUGUCCGUGAGGCAACAUGUACGAAAACAACCGAAACUAUUCCGGGACAACAUCCUACUUUGAAAAUAGACGAGCCAAAUUCACGGCCGUUCAGCCAACCUCUGCAGAUGUCGAUGACGGUGCGUAACGAGGCCAUCAAACAGCAGAUGUUACAAGGCUGUCUAGUGAGCUCCAGAAUUUUCACAAAAGAAUUGACUCCUCACAACAGAGUGAGUCAGUCAACACAAGAAGCUCCUUGUCCAUCUGCUUCAAGUAACGAAACCCUCGAUCUGUGUACUCGGCCUAAAGCUUCCCCAUCGAACUCAAAUUCUCCGCACUUGCCAUCAACCGGGCCCAUCGAUAUUCAACCUUCGAGUCCUGACAAUCAGCAUGACCAGAAUGCCCUCUCCGCUUCAGCUCCAGGCAAUUCAAAUGAUCAGCCCAGAGAUCAGGCACCCCAUUCUGGGACUUUUUCUAUCAAAAGCUCGUUGUCAGGAGACUUUUUCUCAGUAGCUAGUCUUGCGCGCAGCAGCAGCUGCAACAGCGUUGUUGAGGAGGACAGAGUAGGAAGUUUUCCCUGCGCUCCGACGAGCAACCUUCCACCCCACAUCCUAGCUUGGCUUCUCGGCUCCCAGCUAAAUCCCCUGCAUAGGAUGCAGCAUUCCUUGAAUACCAUGGCUAUCCCGAACUCAUCCCUACUGGGGUUGAGCUCGUUGUACUCCCCCUCCCCCGCGGUGUCCCCCGACGAGCCUCUCGACAUCAAGCCCCUCGACCUGAGCUCGAAAGCCUCGGGGUCGCCAGACUCGCCCAUGGUUUGGCCGCUGGACGCCGCCCGGCCCUCGCAUCCACCUACCGCUAAGCCAUCAGUUCUGGGCGCCGUGGGCUGCCUGACGUACGACGGCGACGCAGACAGCGGCGGCAGGGCGGUGCUCAGGUCCCUAGGGGCGAGCGGACCAGCGGCUACGCCCCCGCUGCCUGAGCCUCUCUCUACCGAGGACCUGAUCACCCGCGUGCUGGAGGCUAAGGCCUCAGGCAGAGGGCGGCGUCGCACGGACCAGAGCAAGCGGUCCUACACAGACACAGAACUGCAGGCCGCUCUGCGGGACAUCCAGAGUGGCAAGCUCGGCACGCGCAGAGCUGCCGUCAUAUACGGCAUACCGCGCUCCACUCUGAGGAAUAAGGUAUACAAGUUGGCCAUUGAGAAGGAGCGAGCAAAGAAGGUACUGGAGCAGAACGCGGCGGAAGCGAUGACGCUGUUGCCGAUGCCAGAAGAAGCGGCUUUCACUUCAUCCGAGACGCUACGGGCUCUCAUUAGGAAUAAAAUGGCGAUCAAACUGGAAGAAAUUACAAAGAUUUCGCCAUCUGAUUUACAUUGCAGGGACGAAGAAGUAAUGGAUCGAAGGCAAGCACAAGAUCCAGCACUUGCUCACCUCAUUGAGAACAUCACAUCUCUUGCCCUCAGUACCGAGCGCUCAGAGAUACUGGACAACCUCAUGAGCUCGCUCUCUCUGUACCCCAAGCUAGAAGACUUCGCUAAGCGAAUGAUCGAGAAACGAUACGCGGAAGAAAUAAACAGGAGCAAGCUGGCAGUAAGCGAUUCGCUGCGAGGAAUGACGCAUUUGACAGGAACCACGUCAAUUUCGCCUGAUCCGAGUCUCGUGAUUCCUUCAUAUGACCCUGCCGGCAAUUCAUACUCAAGUACGUUCGAUCACAGCGCUAAGCCUCUUUCAGAACCUAGUCAAGGUUUCGCUCGUCCAAUUGAUCCUGCUGAUUUUAAAGUCAUGAUCACUCACUACAUGAACCAGAAAAACGGUGCGGCUGAAUGCACUGGACGUCCAGUUGUGCGAGAUGAUCUUUCGAGUGGCGAGAAACUUCCCGAAAUGAGGAGCCCCACAGCUAUUCACGCAUCCGCUGCUCCAGCCAAGGAGAAGAGAGGCAAGAAGCGUGCAGGAUCUCCUGUUAGCAGUUGCAGCAGCGGAGGUAAGGGAUCGAGGCCGAAAAGAGGCAAAUAUCGAAAUUAUGACCGAGAAAAUCUUAUCAAGGCUGUACAAGCUGUCCAGAGCGGGGAGAUGUCCGUUCAUCGAGCUGGAAGUUUUUAUGGCGUACCUCACUCUACCCUUGAGUACAAAGUAAAAGAAAGACAUUUGAAUCGUAAUAAAAAGAAAGACGGUGCACCUACAACUCCCACUGCCACGAACCCAAAUACUGUUAAAUCUAUACCAGCUCUUUCAGGUCGCCCGACCAUGGUACCUCCUCACUCAUUCUCAUUAGAGAAUACAAUGUUUGGCAGAGAAUUUUCUCAUGCUCAGGAAGAGGCUGCUGCCACCAUUGAUCUCACUGAGGAUGAUGGAGCGAACGUACUCACUAACGACUUGAAUGACACCUACAAUCUAACGAAAAUGAAGUUCGAUGUCCUCGAUAUGGACGACAAUAGCGAUUCUCCUAAUUCAACCCAAGUGAAUCCCUUCAACCUCUGGAAUUCUCCGUCUCCUCUCAUUCCAUCUUUUCUUCCUAAUCCUUACGAGCGUGAAUCAUUUUACGCGUCUCAGAUGAUACGAAGGUUUCAAGAAGCGGCAAGCAGUAGUUUCCAAGACAACUUUCAGGAACAAAAUUCAAGCCGUUCGCCCGUAGUUCAUCGUUCAGAACAAGAAAGUCCAAUGCAGGGACAGUCAUCGGGAUCCUGCUCACCAAAUUUAGAGAAGGCUCGCCCUGGGACAGAUAGUGACACAUCUGUCACGAAUAGUAGUGUCUUGGACGCCCUAUUACGAGGCAAGUCCCCUAUUGAGGCCGCGGCAGCCGUUUCAGCAAACCCUGGCUCUCCCCAGCCGUCGUCUGACAUCGUGUCCAACCCUUGGUCAGUCUCUUCCCAACUUUUGAACUUGAGCAAACGGUUAACAGAAGUUCAAGAAGAAAACUUAGAUCUUGUCACUCAACAGUCGCCGAGCAUUUCAGCGAUAAAUGCUCUUCGUUCGCUUGGCCUUCAAAGUUCACUAGCAGCAGCGUUGAGGAGGCAAGGUCCAUCUGACGUCCAGUCUAGAGAAGCCCACGAUAUGGAAGCUGCUAGUUCAUCUCGGUCUCAGUCAAUCUCCGAAGCUGUGGCGAGUGUUCCGGAGAACGUCGCUCCAUCAUUUGAUGUUCAAGGAAAUAACAUCUGCAUGGAUGACGACCUUGCUUCAAGCAAUAAUAAUUAUCUUCGUGAAAUUGACGACAACGAAGGCAAAGUAACGAAUAGCCCAAACGAGACGGACUCCUCAGACUGAGUAAUGGCGAAUGUGCGUCGUUUACUGGCUCUAAAAGAAAGUGUUUUCGAUGUGCGAUCUCUCAUGUACUAUCUUAUGUUUGUGUCAGCUUGUGCUCGCCGGUGAGGCUCCUUCAUGUUCACGAAGGGAUUUGUGGAUAAUAGUUGCAAUUGUUGUUUUAUCUCUUCAAAUACUCUCAUUGAUGUGUCACUGGUGCUUGGCGUUUUCAACUUUUUGAAGCCAUGACGAUUCUUGUUAUUGAAAUAGAAUGUAAGAAGGAUUUUAACUGAAAUUUAUGGAAGCAGAAACUUCAACAAUAAGAAGUGGCAUUACAGUGGAGCUACGUUCAGUAGAACAUAAUGUGAGGAAAUUUGUGGCUGAUGUGUACUUCCUUACUUCAUCCAUGCAGCCCGUUGUUUUAUCAUGAAAUGUUAAUAAAGUGUCUCUAAGUUCUCCGCUAUAUCUGAAGAGGACUUACUUCAACUGUUGUAAAUUAAAACUGUUGUACGCUUUGGAGAAGAGUGUAGUGAAUUGUCUAAUUUAUUGCUCAGUUAAUGUACGGUACAUUCCCAUUUCGUGAGGCCUAAAUAGAAAAGCCUUAGCAAUUCCAAAAGUUUAGGCUAUAGCUUUGUUGUUUACUGCACUGUCAGCUUUGAUGACAAGGGGGUCGAUUGUGUGGUGGAGAACGCCAAUGGCCAGCCUAGCAUGAUCUGGAGUUAAGUUUUUGUCGAAGAAACGCUAGAAUUUGUAUAACUAGUAUCGGGAGGCCAGGGUCACUGUAGUUUUAUAUCAGUGUUUCAGUAUAAGCGUUUCAAGACUUUCGUGUGUUAACUCGAAGCAAUAAGUUGAUGGGAGGGUGUGUUGCUGCAGUGAUGAGGAUUAUCACUAUUAUAUCAUACUCCUUGCUUCACUAUUUUCUUUGACAUCUUCGCUGCGUAAGCAAUUCUUAUCAAUAUACUCGUUUCUUUUCUUGCUUAACUCGACAAAAUUCCUUGCAAUUGGGAGUGAAUUCUGACAAAAGAACUCCAACAAUAUCUCGGUUAUGGACCAACAUUUCAAGGACCUACCUAAACCAAACCAAGCAAGUAAUGAAAGGUUUGAUCUGUCCUAACUUACGCAUGUGUUCGGGAAUUAAAAAAUGGCGUUACUUUUGUCGUCUCAGCAACCGUACGAUGUUCUAAUGAUCAAGGUCUGCAGCCUGGAGUGUUUGUCCGGCAUUUUGGCUCGUUCAAUGAUCCCUUGAUACUGCAGUGGGUGAAGGACCGUGAAGCUUCAUCUAUAACUUGUGAUUCAUUAGGUUGUAAGUUUAGAGUUUGUUAAGUAGAGUGUGUAGUGGACUAGUGGUCUUUCUUCUCUAGAGUUAGGCGCCGUGUGCAAUAAUUUCUCUGGUUGUUGGUCCGGUACUUAGGACGAAGUGAAAGCAGCAGCAAUCAUAUUGAAAUAACUGCAUUUCUACAGCUUAUGCAGAUGCUUCUCGAGACAACUGUCUCUCACUUUUCGUGGCAUUCAAUCGUUGAAUAGGGCAGCUUGUGCAUUUCUUUUCCCCUCUUCAUUGUGAUCGGCAGAACGAUUGAUCAUUAGUUGCGUCGCACCUCUUCCGCUCCUAAGAAUUUGUAUAGGCUUGAUUUUGUUGUGAAUGCCCACGAUCAGAACUUUGUAAUUGGCUACAGUGAGUAUUUACUGCUUCAGUUGGUUAUCCAUUUAUCUGUUGUCUUCUUCUCCAUCCUCGACUGCUUUAAACUUGUAAAAAACAUUGAACCAACAUGCUCUCUGGAUUGGUGUUUCUUUACGUUUUCGCCAGGCUUCUCAGUAUCAUGGUUGUUUGCAUACAUUCUACUUUCAGUAAAUGGAAGUCGCUCUUGUGAAUUAUUAUGAGAGCAAAUUGGUUUAGGAAUUUACAUCCUUGUAUUCCUAUGGAAUUGUAAACUUUUUGGUGCUCGCUCGCUGACAUUUGCGUGUUUUUUUAUUUCGCCAGCUCUUGACAGUCCAUAGUCCGACAUGGACUCCAUUCCUUGAAGAAAUCGUCUCAUGCGAAGGAAUCGGUUAGAUAUGAGCCUAAUGAGACGACAAGUCUUUGCAUCGUUCUGAAAGCGUGUUUUAUUUCGAGUAACGAAUACAAAGCAGUUUCAUGUAUGCAGUAACGCAGGCAGCAGUUUUAUCGCUGCCUGCGUUAUGCCUCGUGCAGGACUAGUUAGCAUGGUUAGGUAAGCUUAGUCACUGUUGCCUCCUUCUCAAGUCCCCAAGAUGUUGCUCCUAAAUGUUAUCGAUGUUUGUGUCAAGUUUAUUGUCUUAUGCUCCUACAUCCUCUUGUAUCACUCAAUGUGCAGCGGAACGUUGGUUUCGAUAGGAGCGCUUCUGAAUAUCUUACGCUACCGAGUUUCGGGAGCUGGAGAACUACACACCCGAUCCCGUCACGAUGCCGUAUUAAGUUUUAUUAACGAGCAAGUUAUGAAGAGUUCACAUCUAAAUUUACAGUCAGUUAAGGGCAUUGGGUUUUGUAUUCAAAUUGAUCAGAAAUUUAAAUGAUCCACGCCGGCGCGCAUAUUCCACAUGCAAUUUUCGAGUGCCGGUUACAAAUAACCCGCGUUUAAUGUUUAACUCACGCAUUCCAAAGACGAUAUCGUUAGUUUGUCUAUUGUUAUGUGUAUUUAUUGCAGCUUUUUAUUUGUUGUAGUUAAGAUUGAAAAUACUUUAUUAUGAGCUCAUAUUUCUAAUUUUAUCUUUCAGUAAUUUAUGCACAUAAAUUCUUAUUGUAUCUCACCUUAGUAACAUAUUUGCACCAAGACGUGCUUUUUAGAGCUUCAUGUUCAUAUAAAGUUUUUUAGAGACGCAACAUAGCGUCUAAAUUUCCCUGCCAGUGCAAUAACGUAUACGAAGUUUCUAUGUGAUCAUUGAAUCGUGGCAAUAUCAAGCAUUUAGUAGUGCCGUUUCCGGCAACUUGUUACUAUCUACCGGGCCGCGAAGCUUAUAUUCAAUGUAUAAAUACUUUUAGGUCAAUUUAUUUUUAAAAAUUUGCGCAAGAUUAGAGAAUAUCUCUCAACUUCUUUAAAGUUUCGGUUUAAAAUGAGUUUUUUUUCUUCAUGUCAAUCAAUGUGUUGGCUUUGGGCUGAGAACUGCCAUAAGAUACGACCGAGCUUCAGUUUAUGCAUAGCGAGUGAAAGACAUUUGUUGUGUCUUGCCCGACGACACGCAAGCUUGUCGUGCUCUGAAUCGACUCGUCGCCGACAAAAGACAAACCCGGUGUCGAAUUAUAUACUUAUUAAUUUUUUCCGCCUAAAAGGAACGCUCCGUUGGAAGCGGUCUCACUUGUUUGUGUUCUGUUGUAGAUACGACGUAGAUGCUUAUUAUUUAUUUAUAGAAAGUUUAUUCCUUGCUUAAAGUUAUGUUUGUACUUGCUUGAGUCUGUUUGUCUUAAGCCACCAGGGACUUUAUCAAUAGUAUUUUACUUUUCUGUAUAUUAAGAAGAACGGCCUUUAAAAAUUCUUAUUUACCAGUCUCCGACCAAUUGUUAUUUUCUACAUCGUAUAUCUAUUUUCUAUGACUUAACAUAAGACUUUUCAUCUUCGCCUGCGGCCAACAUGGCGUCUAGAACUACAUUUCUGCACUUGAAAAGAUGUCUACUUUUGAAAAUGUUCCAAUUCGAGCUUAUUAUUCACUAAGACUUUAUGCUCAUCACCCACCUGAAGCCAACGGAUGGAUGCAUGAAUGAAUUAUGAAUGACA